Messenger RNA from Sclerotinia sclerotiorum 1980 UF-70, 660 nucleotides. RefSeq lists its product with no specific name. The transcript is spliced from 2 exons. Bases 1 to 660 code for a protein of 219 amino acids. NCBI's taxonomy places the organism in Eukaryota, Fungi, Ascomycota, Leotiomycetes, Helotiales, Sclerotiniaceae. The record is from RefSeq and is a predicted model, not a curated record.
AUGUAUAUUGGAAUGCCUUCCUCCGCACGCCGCCGCCGCUUUUUCUCUCACCUGGAAGUAAAACGUCUAACUCAGUUUCUGGAAUCUAAAAAUGAACGUGUGUUCAAAUACUUAUCGCCUCAUGGGGAAGUGCCAAAAUUUAGCGAUUUAGAGUGGCGGUAUUGUUACGACUCCUCUCUCCAACCAGUCAUUAGGACCAGUCAACAAGGACUUGUACAAAUGUGCAAUGACAAUCUUCGAGUCAUUGAUGAAUCUUUGAUACAUCGUCGCCAAUGGGUAUGGAUGUCACUUGAGAACUUGUCUGCUUCAGCAUUCGAAGGCCGAAGUACCAAUCGGUUUGCAAUGUCCGCAGUAGGGCCCUCCAAUCUUCAAAUUUGUCCACAUAUAAAACUGGUGGAAAAGAUUACCGUCGGGGAUUUUUUACAAAAAGGGAGAUGUUCCGGAUGCCGUACGGAAUUUUCUCUUGGUUUCAAACAUUUCGAGAGCCGUGGAUAUGCCUUCUACGUUACAAUAUGGAAGGAUUUGGGAAAUGAGCCAUACAAAACAAUGAUGCAGUCAUUCGAAUCGGAUAAAAGACAUGAUUCGAGGACUCAUGAGCUUACAUAUUUGGCUGCUCACGAAACAAGUUGCGCACAAGAUGACGCAGAAAAUCGAAUCUAG